This is a messenger RNA of Aureobasidium namibiae CBS 147.97, 393 nucleotides long. RefSeq lists its product as uncharacterized. The record is from RefSeq and is a predicted model, not a curated record. NCBI's taxonomy places the organism in Eukaryota, Fungi, Ascomycota, Dothideomycetes, Dothideales, Saccotheciaceae. The transcript has 2 exons. The coding region runs from base 1 to 393 and encodes 130 amino acids.
AUGUGCGGCACCGAAACCUCUCGACCAGUUCUCGGCGGCACGAUCGCUAUUCUGAAAUCACUCGGCGAAUCAACGUUACCUGACCUCUCACUUCUCUUCCACCAGACCGAGGCUUCGACCACAACAGCAACAUUUCAAUCUGCGCCUGAAGCUUCAACAGAUGCAGAGUUGAGAAGUUGUCAGAUUGUAAUCUUCCGCGAUGGAGAUCUCAGAGCUUCGGGCCCGAUGACAUCGAUAUUACACGCAUUCCCAUUGUCCGCGUUUACGACCGAAUCGUUCAGCUUGCCGAGGAAGCUGGACUUGGGCGUUGGAGGGGAAGGGAUCAUCGGGAGAAGAGUCGGGUUGGUGAAACAGACUCAGGUGCUGCGACAGGGCAUUAUUGGGUGGAAUUGA